AGGAGACCUGUCCCUCUCUCUGCACAAAGAGGGUGUGAAUGGUGGGGAAUAGAAAAGACCCUUUCAGGGCAAAACAACCACCCUUUGAAGGUUGUGCUUAUAUGUGCAUCCAUCUCUCUCUUGCGUUUCUUCGUCAGGAUCAUCUGCUUUGAGGAGAAGCGGCAGCUUGCAAACUUGGCACGUUUUGAGUCGAAUUCAAUGGCUCCCGGUGGAAACAUGAUGCCAAAUCUAACAUGCAACGUCACGAUCGAUGAGUUCCGAAGCCGAGUGUACCCCAUGACCUAUUCUGUGAUUUCUGUGUUGGGGUUUGUAGAAAAUGGCUUUGUGCUGUGCGUCCUCAUCAGGACAUACCACGAAAAGACGUCUUUCCAGAUAUACAUGCUCAAUCUUGCUAUUUCAGACCUGCUGUUUGUUUUCACGCUCCCUUUACGGGUGGUAUACUAUGUUUACAAAGGCGACUGGUUCUUUGGCGACUUCUUAUGCCGCAUCAGCUCUUACACGAUGUACGUCAACUUGUACACUAGUAUCCUUUUCAUGACUGCCAUGAGCUUCUUCCGCUGCAUUGCCAUUGUGUUCCCCAUCCAGAACAUCCAUUUCAUCACAGAGAAAAAAGCCAAAGUGGUCUCUGCUUCAAUAUGGAUCUUUGUGACACUAACAACCUCACCGUUUUUACUGAGAGGUUCACAUUUGGACAUUGAGACGAACAAGAGCAAAUGUUUUGAACCUCCAGCAAAUGGGCAGAUGCUAAAGCUGGUGGUCCUGCAUUACAUUGCGUUGGUGGUUGGCUUCAUUUUCCCCUUUGUCACCAUUGUUAUUUGCUACACCAUGAUCAUCAGGACUUUGCUAAAAAACGCAUUGCAUAAGAAAGAAGGCUCCCGUAAAAAGGCUGUCUGCAUGAUGGGCAUUGUGACCGUUGUGUUCCUCUUGAGCUUCACUCCGUACCACAUCCAACGCACCGUCCACAUCCAUUUCAUGAUGAGGAAGGAUACCAGUUGUGAGGAUAUGCUCUACAUGCAGAAAUCCGUGGUGAUCACACUUUCCCUGGCCGCGUUCAACUGCUGCUUUGAUCCUCUUCUCUAUUUCUUCUCUGGAGGCAACUUUCGGAAGCGGCUCUCUACCUUCCGGAAGGCUUCCACCUCCAGCGUGUCUCAGCCGCAGAAGAGGAACAUGUCCUUGAAGCACUUCAAGGAGGUAACCGUUGAGGAAAAAACGCCAGAGGAUAUGGAACUAUAGCCCCUCUGCUUUGAGCUUGAGUUGAGAUUGGAUGUUAGGUGAUCCUCAGCACGAUACUUCUUCAUGGAUACAGAAGGCUUUAGUGCAAGGCAGGGAUGGAACCUCAGCUGCACAUCCUUGUACACUUCUGCUAUAAUUGACAUGUGGAAGGAAGUAGAUGCGGAGUGGGCAACUUGUGACUUUCGAGGUGUUACUGGACCACAGUUCCCAUCAGCCUAACCAAUGAGGGGGACUUGAGUGAGACUUUACUGCUGUACCACCUGGAGACCCAUACAUUGAUCUCUCUGAUGUAAAUUCCUUGGGUCAAUCAUGUUUGUACAAUAGUCAUGUCAACUGCUGCCAUAUUUUAGCAGUGCAGCGUGAACCUUGGCUUAUUGUCAUGUGUCUUCAAGCCAUUUCCAACUUUUGGUGACCCUAAAGCAGUGCUUCUCAACCUGUGGGCACCCAGAUGUUUUGGCCUUGACUCCCAGAAAUCCUAACGGUUGGUAAACUAUUUUUUUCUAGGAGUUGUAGUUUAAAACACCUGGGGACCCACAGGUUGAGAAUCACUGCAUUAGGACAAGUGUGAAUUGUACAUUUUUUGGACUACAUUGGCCAUCAUCCCUCGCCAUUGGCUGUGAAAUGUAGGACAGAUGACAUUUGCUAACAGUAUCAACAGAGCCACAACUGUGCGAUACGUUCCAAUAUUGCAGGUCCUAAUUGUUUGGAAUUCAAUCUUUAAAAACAUUUUUAAAAACUGUUUUCUACCAUUCUGCUCCAUAUUAAGUGCUGUGGGACAAGGAAUUACUCCGCUGCCCUAAGGUGAAACAGUCAUGGGGGUUUCUUGGCAAGAUCUGUUCAGAUGAAGAUUGUCUUUGCCUUCUCUUACAGCUGAAAGAGUUUGACUUUCCCAAGCUCACCCAAUGGGCUUCCAUGCUCCGGUGGGGAAUCAAGCCAUUGUCUCCCAGUGUCAUAGACAAACAUUCAAACCAUUGCGCCAUGCUGGAAUAUGGGCUCCUACUGCUGAACUUUUUUUAGUAGUGGCAGAAGGGAAGCCCUCAGUUUUACUGGGAAUACUGCUAGACUCUCAAUACAUGGAGGUUGUCCUUCCUUGGUUUAAACUCAGAUAGAGGCUUCUGCAUGGAUGAAGGUUCUGCUUUCUGAAGAUAUAUUUCCUACAAACACACAUAGGACCCAUCUACACUGCCAUAUAAUCCAGAUUAUCAAAGCAGAUAAUCCAUAUGAUCUACUUUGAACUGGAUUAUAUAAGUCUACACUGCCAUAUGGAGCCCCCGGUGAGGCAGUGGGUUAAACUGCUGAGCUGCUGAACUUGUUGACUGACAGGUCGGAGGUUCGAACCCGGGGAGGGGAGUCAGCUCCCGCUUUUAGCCCCAGCUCCUGCCAACUUAGCAGUUUGAAAACAUGCAAAUGUGAGUAGAUCAAUAGGUACCGCUCCAGCGGGAACGUAAUGGUGCUCCAUGCAGUCAUGCCGGCCACAUGACCUUGGAGGGGUCUACGGACAACGCCAGCUCUUCAGCUUAGAAAUGGAGAUGAGCACCAACCCCCAGAGUCGGACACGACUGGACUUAAUGUCAGGGGAAAGUGUUACCUUUAUUACACUGCCAUAUAAUCCAGUUCAAAUAAGAUAACCUGGAUUUUAUAUGUCAGCGUAGAAGGGACCAUAGUAAAUGUAAACUUUGUCUCAUGGGAUUAGAGUGAACAACAUCCAUUUUUAAAUAAUUUCUUCACUGUUUUUCCUUCACAUAGGAAACCCCCUUCAAUGUAUUUUUCUCCACUGAAUGACUACACGUCUAUAUUUUGGGCCAUUCAAUGGUGAGAUAGUGUUGUGAAAUAUGCAUUUUAUCCCACAUCUAUCCAUUGCAUGAGAAGGUAAAAUAGCAUGUGAUAUCCCUCUCCUGUCUCCUAGAAUGUUUUUCCUGCAAACUCAGCAGCCUCCUUUUGAAAUCCAAAUAUAUGGGAGGGAAAGCAAAAAAAUAAAUGCCAAAGACUGAAAUACAUUUGAGGGAACUGCUAGCGGGGACGUAGUGGGAAAACACAGACAUUCUUUGGGGGCUCAGGAGGUUACAGUGGAGCAGCCACCGAGAAAUGCAGCCUGCUGUUGGGUUAAUGCAAACAGACUUGGAAUCCCCCAUCAGGGCCUUUGGGCAAACUUUCAAGACAUUAUUAAUGGCGGUACCAGUGGGAAAUGUAAACACUAGCCGGGGUGGGAAUGAAUGGAGCCUCUGCGAUGAAACAGAGAAGUACAGAAGAGUGAGGUACGUGUUCUGCAUCUGCAAAGAGGCGAGGAGGUCACAGUCGCCCGCCAAACCCUUCCACAUCCUCAGCACCAGAAACAUGCUAAAUAUUAUUAUUUAAGAGAUAGGCUCUAGGUUUUCAGAAUCCAAGUUCUGGAUUUGGUGAUUUGGGAGCAACCUAACAAUUGGAUGCUUCCUUGAGACAAAUGGCUUUUGAGACCUCAAUAGAACAUCAGCUGCAAAGAUCAGAAUGGUUUUGUUUUUGGAAGCGAGUUGCAAAUUAUCAGUGUUGUUGCAAAGCGUGACAUUGGAUGUCAUGUAUGUACAUAAAUAUAUUAUUCAAUGUGAAUUUGUGUAUGUAACUGCCUCUUCAUGGACCUUUCUUGCUUGUGUAAAAUGAAUGAAGAAUAUAAUGGUGAGCACAUGA
This is a messenger RNA of Anolis carolinensis (green anole), 3894 nucleotides long. RefSeq names its product cysteinyl leukotriene receptor 1 (gene cysltr1). Gene Ontology annotation, cellular component: plasma membrane. Gene Ontology annotation, biological process: G protein-coupled receptor signaling pathway. NCBI's taxonomy places the organism in Eukaryota, Metazoa, Chordata, Lepidosauria, Squamata, Anolidae. Gene Ontology annotation, molecular function: leukotriene receptor activity. The record is from RefSeq and is a predicted model, not a curated record. Bases 199 to 1233 code for a protein of 344 amino acids. The transcript has 2 exons.